UCAUGACUUUCUAUGGCGCUUUUAGUUUUUUCGCACUCCGAAAUUUUGACAGCUGAAAUUAUCCUUGGCGUGGGGUUUUUCUUUUACUGUUUCUGUAAAAAUUAAGUGAAAAUCAGUAGGUUUAUUACGUCAGGCAAUACAGAGAUGUCGGAUUUCGUGUUUCGCUUCGCUUCAAGAGUUCGAUAGACGUCAUUCAUGGUCAUUCGAAGAGUCGAUAGUACUACUACUACAAUCAGCUGUUGAGUUCUGUUGCAAGUAAAAUAAUCUUUGUCUAUGUUAAAUGAAUAAUCCUCCGCAUUUGUUCGCCGUUUCAUCGAAAUGCACCUAACGAAAAUAUUAAUCCAGUGUUCGUUAUCGUAGUGUUUUCACCGAACCGUCGCUAUGAUCAAAUACCCGUUCAAUAAUCGUCAAAGGCAACGCGAACCAAGCACUGAUAGUAGUGUUUCUGAAGAUUUAGAUCAUUCCCAUGGACCUUCUUCGAGCGAAUACGUCGUUACGGAUGUUAAUCACGCUUCCUACAUUCUUUCUGGGUUGAACUCAUUGCGUGAAAAUGCUGAUUUCUGCGAUGUUAUACUACAAGUGGACGGCGAGAAAUUCAGCGCUCAUAAAAUCGUAUUGGCUUCCUUCAGUCCUUACUUCAAAACUAUGUUUCAAAGCAAAUACGUCGAAUCGAAACAAAACACGGUGCAUUUGAAAAGUAUCGAAUCGGAUAUGAUGAAACAGUUGUUGGAUUUCGCCUACACCAGUACUAUAAAAAUAACUAAGUCGAAUUGUCAAAAUUUGCUCUCUGCUGCGAAUCUCUUACAAGUGAUGAAAGUUCGGGACGCUGCUUGCGAGUUUCUAGAAAGCCAUAUGGAUACGAGUAACUGUCUGGGUAUUUAUUGUUUCGCCGAAUCUCACGCGUGUACGGAUCUGCAACAGAAAGCGUUUGAUUACGCGUUAAAAAAUUUUUGGAGCGUAGCCCAAAACGAAGAGUUCCUCGAAUUGACCGCUGAUAAACUCAUGGAGUUGGUCAGAAGCGAUAAAUUAGAAGUGGAGAAAGAAGAAUUAGUAUUUUUAGCCAUCAAAAGAUGGUACAACAAGAAACCAGAGGAGAGAAAUUUGGAUUUUCAUAAAGUUCUGGAAACUGUCAGAUUACCAUUAAUAGAUCCGUAUUUUCUUCACGACUGCGUCGAAUCCUUUUCGCCGAUUACCAUGAGCCCAGAAUGCAUGAAGUUAAUCGAAGAAGCUAAAUUAUUUCACCUGUUACCAGACCGUAGUGUCGAAUUAUUAAAUAAUCGAACCAAGCAACGUAAUAAUGCCAAUGUCGUCCAAGUCAUCGUCGCUGUUGGCGGUGAAGACGAUAAAGUAGUUCUACGUUCGGUCGAAUGUUUUUCACCCACAUCUGGAAUGUGGUACACAUUAGCCAGCUUACCAUUCGCUAUAAGUAAACAUGGUUUAGUGGCUUCUGGUAAAAAUAACCUGUAUUUGGCCGGAGGAGAGUAUCCAGAUGGUAAAGUUUCCAUGGCAUUUUGGCGAUACGAUCCGGUGCUCGAUAUUUGGCAAGAAAUGGCUCCGAUGACGACUCCUAGAUCCGAAUUUGGAUUGGCAGUCCUUGAUGGAUACAUUUACGCUGUCGGUGGCUGGGAAGGCUCGUACCGAUUAGAUUCGAUGGAACGAUACGACCCGAAUUCCAAUACGUGGACCAUGGUCCAUAAAUUAAAAAUGGCUGUGACUAGUGCCGCUGUUGUGGCAUACGACAGAAUGCUAUACGUAGCCGGAGGCGCUGUCUAUGAGGAAGGUGACGGAAUCAAUUGUUUGCUGAGAUAUGACCCGAGAACCGAGACGUGGAGUGAAUUGCCGCCGAUGUUGAUUGCCAGAAGUGGAGCUGCUACGUGUGUCCUAGAUGGAUAUAUUUACGUUAUUGGUGGUUGGCACGCAUCGACCGAAUACACAAAUCGAGUUGAAAGAUUCAACGUGAAAUGUAAUCGCUGGGAAAAAGUAUCUUCUAUGAAUGAACGUCGAUUUAGACCCGGUAUUUCGGUAAUCAACGGUAAAAUAUACGUAUUGGGAGGCGAAGAAGGAUGGGAUCGAUAUCACGAUACGAUCGAAUGUUACGAUCCUCAAAAAGACGAAUGGAAUGUUAGCGGGAAGCUCCUAUCUUCGAGAUCUUGGCUCGGCUGUGUGCCUCUUAAGAUUAAAAAAAAUUACUGCCGUGAAAAAUAAUUUUAAAUAUUCAACUUUUUAAUUUUUUUUUGUUUUUUUUUUCUCAAUUUUUAAUAUUUGUAAAAUGUACAUAACUUAUUAGAAGACUUACCUAGUAAGAUUGUAUAAUGCGGGUUGCUUCCAAAGUUCACACCCCGAUAUAAUUUUCCUAACGUAAUUUUAUUCCAAAGACUGAUUCUCAUAUUGGAUUUCGUGGAUUGGUUCCGUGUUGUGAUGGUUCAUUUUGUUCAUCGUAUGGUGUCAAUAUGGUUGUACUCGUUGUUAUUGUUCUAUUUUUACACACUAAGCGGAUAAUUCCCUCGAUACUGAGUCAGAACUAUAUACAAAGGGGCUUAAUUUUUAAUAAUUUUUUGUGGACGUUCCUCAUCCUUAAUGGACUAACGAAUAAUGAUCUGUUUUCUUACCAAAAUCUCCUAUUAUUUGAUUUAUUUUGCUCUUAGCAUUAUCUAUACUUCAUUCGUACGAUUGAUAUCUUUUUUUUGAUUAUUCCAAACUCUUUGCUUUCUUAAAGCCUCAUUCCCCAAGUGCCCAUGUACUUUUUCAAGUACCUAAUUUCUUCCUCCAUAUUAUAUGCUCUUAUUUUAAGAUGUCAUUAUGUGCGUAGCUGUGCAUUUAGUACUUAACUGAUGUGAACUUUAUGUUCUCGUUAAUCGAGAUGUUACAAUUUUUAUUUGAGA
This is a messenger RNA of Planococcus citri (citrus mealybug), 2882 nucleotides long. RefSeq names its product kelch-like protein diablo. The transcript is spliced from 13 exons. Lineage: Eukaryota; Metazoa; Arthropoda; Insecta; Hemiptera; Pseudococcidae. Gene Ontology annotation, molecular function: protein binding. The record is from RefSeq and is a predicted model, not a curated record. Bases 382 to 2205 code for a protein of 607 amino acids.